This is a messenger RNA of Rhododendron vialii, 4561 nucleotides long. Its product is annotated as pentatricopeptide repeat-containing protein At3g53700, chloroplastic-like. Gene Ontology annotation, molecular function: protein binding. The transcript is spliced from 2 exons. Bases 293 to 2479 code for a protein of 728 amino acids. Lineage: Eukaryota; Viridiplantae; Streptophyta; Magnoliopsida; Ericales; Ericaceae. The record is from RefSeq and is a predicted model, not a curated record.
AAACUAGCCCGGUCAUUAACUUAUAGCAUCGCCUGCCGAUAAGCAUCCACGUUUGUGUUCAAAAGAAGAGGUCCAUAGACUUCAGCUUGUGCGCCAAUUUCGACCCGAAUAAAAAGGAGAGCUUGCCUAUUUGAUUUCAUCCAUGAGGGCCCGUUGUUCAGCCUCCCUGUGAGUAAACCCUGUUGAUGGCCAUUGUAAUCCCCUGUUAUCAACCGGGUUUUUUGUUUGUCUCACUUCCUGAGCAUCAGUUCAGUUAUGCGCUAGCACUCUACAUGUUUGUUGAAUUGUCUGAAUGGCUUUCUCUUCUUGCCUUCUUCAAUCCCACCAUUUUACUCUCCCGCACACUCUAAACCUCCCACCUCUUUCUCUCUCUUCUAAAUCCCUCAAACCCAUUUGCAGCAUCCCCAAUAGAGAACUGCUCACUUCCAUCUCAGCCUCAACUUCACCUUCUCCCUCCCUAACCCGUAAACUCCCACCAGACUUCACCACAAAACAGCUCCUCGACGCCAUCAGCCAACAAAAUGAUGAAACCUCUAUGCUUAACCUCUUCUAUUGGGCUUCCAAACACCUCAAUUUCAAACCAAGUUUUUACGAGGAAAUCAUUCGAAAGCUUGGACAUGUCGGAUCAUUGGAUUCAAUGAAGCAAAUCUUGGAGGAUAUGAGGAUUUCCAAUUGCAGGCCCACCGAAGGUACUUUUAAAAUUUUCAUUGAGAAUUACGCGAAAAGGGAUUUGUAUGAUGAAGCUAUUGGUGUCCUUGACACGAUGGAACAAGCGUUUGGGUUGAAACCAGGGCUGUAUACUUACAAUUUUCUGUUAAAUGUUCUUGUCGAUGGAGAAAAGUUUAAAUUAGUGAAAAGUGUUGAAUCCAUGAUGUUUAGUAAAGGAGUUGAACCUGGUGUCCCAACGUUUAACAUACUGAUAAAGGCCCUGUGUAAAAACCAUCAAAUUAGGCAUGCUAUAUUGAUGAUGGAAGAUAUGUGUAGUUAUGGUUUGGCACCGGAUGGGAUAACAUACACCACCAUAAUGAAAGGAUGUAUUGAGGAAGGGGAUUUGGACACUGCUCUUAGAAUCAGGGAUGCAAUGAUAGCAGCUCAAUGCCCACUGAGCAAAGUAACAGUUAAUGUUUUGAUUCAUGGGUAUUGUAAAGAGGGUAGAAUUGAGGAAGCUUUGAAUUUUGCAGAAGAGAUGUGGGUUGAGGGAUUUCGUCCUGAUCAAGUAACGUAUAAUACUUUGGUGCAUGGUUUGUGCAAGUCUGGAUAUUUUAAGCAUGCUUUAGAGCUUUUGGAUUUAAUGCUUGAGGAGGAGUUUGUUCUGAAGAUUGUCACGUAUAACACUUUGAUAUCUGGACUGUGUAAAACUGGUCAAGAUGAUGAAGCCAUGGGAGUCCUCAAUCAGAUGAUUUCAAGGGAUCGUUCACCGGAUAAAGUCACUUAUAACAUUCUGAUUAGAACCUUGUGCAACAAGAAACAAAUGGAACAAGCAUUUGAAAUUGCUUGUAUUAUGAUGGACAAGGGAAUUCUACCUGAUGUUUAUACGUUUAGUUCCCUCAUACGAGGGCUCUGCUUGACGAAGAAUCACGAUUUGGUAAUUGACUUGCUCCACGGAAUGAAAAACCAAGGUUGCUGGCCUAAUGAACACAUAUUCAAUAUCUUAAUCAACGGUCUUUGUUCGAGCGGAAAACUAGACAGAGCUUUGGGUCUAUUGAAGGAUAUGGAAUCUAGUGGCUGCACACGAGGUGUAGUAACGUAUAACACUCUGAUAUCCGGACUUAUCAAAAACAAGAGGAUUGAAGAAGCAAAGGAAAGUUUUGAUCGAAUGAUGCUAGAAGGACUUCAACCUAAUAACAUAACCUAUAAUACAAUGCUCUAUCACUACUGCAGAGUUGGCGAUAUCAAGAAGAUGGCAGACAUUGUCCAAACCAUGACUUCAAAUGGGUGUGAACCGGAUGUUGUCACCUAUCGUGCCCUAAUACAGGGAUUGUGUAACGUGGGUAGAAUUGAGAUUGCAAUUAGGCUUCUCAUAACUAUCCAGACGAAAGGAAUGGCGUUGGCCCCACAAACCUAUAAUCCCUUGCUCCGAGCACUCUUCAAACGGAAGAAAACAAAAGCAGCCAUGAGAGUGUUUAGAGAAAUGAAAGAGAAGGGUGACCCUCCAGAUGCAUUUUCGUAUGAAACUGUUAUUCGCGGGCUUUGUUCUGGCAGCGGACCUAUUGGAGAGGCUGUCGAUUUCAUCGUUGAAAUGACUGAGAAAAGACUGAUACCGGAAUGCUCUACGUUCUGUAUGCUGGCUGAAAGACUUUGUGCUUUAUCCAUGGAGGACACUUUAGUUAUGCUUGUUGAAAGGAUUAUGGAUACGUAUUUCUUCUCCGAAAACGAGGUGUCUAUGAUAAACGGAUUCAUGAAAAUCCGUAAGUUUGAAGAUGCAUUGGCUACUCUUGGCGGGAUUUUGAAUAGGAGAAAUCCCAAGAGAGGUUGCUAGUGAAGAUUGAAGCUGGGAAACCUGCACUGGAAGAUACAGCUUGCAUUUCUGUUUGUUUCUAACAAUGGAAUAUGCCAAGGGGAAUGGUGUGUUGGAUCAACAGCUGUAUGGGGGCUGCUUUUUUAGGCACUGGCCUCCAAUUGGACUUUUGUCUAAAUUCAGCUUCUGUUUCUUUUCCCCUCGAGCAAUGGAAUUUUAGUUACUUCUCUGGAGGUACAUUCUUCUAAUACCUGAACCAUAUGAUUAAAUGUCAAGUGAUAUAAUAGGUGAUAUGGUUAAUGAACAAUUUCCAUAAUUAGGAACGACGCCUUUUGUUCUAGUGCAUUACAAGUGGUAGCAGAGGCGACGCCACAAUUCUUCAUGUGGGGUCGGCUGACCCCAUGGGGAAAAUACUCACCCUUGUUACUAUGCCAAUUUUGUUUGAUUAGUUAACAGCUGAUACCAUAAGCAAAUGUAGAUGACCACAUGACGAUGAGCCAAUAGCAUGGGAUAAUCUUUCCUACAGUUCUCUCUCUCUCUCUCAGAAAAAUCUUCAAAAAUGUACUAAUUUCGAAUUCCAACUCAUUCAGAGCAGGGACAGUGUUUGUUUUGGGUCUCAAAACCCAACUUCUCUCCCUCUACAUGGUCCUCAAUUGAUUUUUUCUAUCUCUCUCUCCACUCAUUACUCCCAAAAACCUCUCUCAACCGAAGGUGUUUUAUGGUUCUCAAAAAAAAAGAAAGCAAGGUGUUUUGUGGUUCUCCAUUCAGGAAAGAAUGUUUUUAUGUUAAUCUGGUAUUAAUUUAGAAUAUGCAUGAGAUAUUUGAAAAAAUAUCCACAUUUAUACACCUAUAUACACGUAUUUUUGGAAUAUUCCAAGGGUAAUGGAGACCAACUCCACAGGAUCAACGUUCUGGGGAUCAGUUUACAUUCAGCUGUAUUAGGGGGAUCCAUUUUCUUCAGGCAUUCAGCUGUAUUCGGGAUGCUUUUAUAGGCACUGGCAUUCAUUCAAUUUGACUUUUGUCUAUAUUCAGCUUCAGUUUCCUUUCCUCUCCAGCAAUGGAAUUUCAGUUCCUUCUCUUGUGGUACAAUGUUCUGAUUUCUGGACCUCAUGAUUGUAUGUCAACUGAUAUAAUCAGCGAUUCUCCAUCGUAUCGAAAUCUUUUAUGGUGGUUCUAUAAUUUGGAUGUGGCCCUUUUGUUCUUAUGCAUGGCAACUUACCAAUACUGAUGGAAGUAACUGAACUCAUGCUUUGUGUAAUUGGAUCUCUCUUCUCACUGUAGCUUGUGUUUUCUAGGUAUUGAAUUGUUAAUUGUGAAAUAAAAAAUGUGUCUGCGCCUUUUGUUUUAUUUUUGUGCUAAAGUAAUUCACCAGUUUUUCGUUUGGUUUAUUUUUCUUGUGGUGAAAGGGUUGAGCCCCAGUUGGUUUCUUUAUGUUCUUUCAAUUCCCCAAAAUAGAACAAGAAGUUGAACUAAAGGCAAAUGAAUUGUUGGUAGUGUACAGAAUCCGGUGCGUAAACAUUAUGUUGCGAAUGCAAAAGAGAUGGUUUGGGUUACCUCACACGAAUGUAAACCGAACCGGAUUGUUUCUGGAUGAAUCACGAGCUCCGGACAUGAACACAAACACAGCAACAAUCUCAAGUGAUGGAGUGAUACCACGAUCUUGGAGUAUCACUCUUAAUUCCAAGGUGCAAAAGCUUUGCGUUGAUCUAUGAUAGUAGAGACGAGAAAACCUUUGUUCUAGGGAGUAUUUUUUGUGCAUAUUUUUCUCUGUUUCUGCAGGAAUUAAAUAAAGGAGCAUCCCAGAUGCAUGCAAACUCAAUGUAAUCUGUCAUUGAAUCAUGAUCACAUUGGCGACACGAUUUCGUCCCGGACUUGUCCCCAAAUUCCAACACGAUCAAACUUUGGUGAUCCGUAUUCUUUCUCUGCGAUCUAUGUACAUUAUAUCCAUUCAUGCUGCGAAGCGAGAAUUCUAUAUUUUGUUCAUCUUCAUUUAUACUUCGUACUAUAAACUAUUCGUUUGCCCUUUAUUCCGAGCUUUCGUUGUAAACCUUCUAAAAUGGUCGGAUAUUGUUGGGAAGUGAAGAAAAGGCAUUCUUGUGACUC